This is a messenger RNA of Thecamonas trahens ATCC 50062, 1785 nucleotides long. RefSeq lists its product as uncharacterized. NCBI's taxonomy places the organism in Eukaryota, Apusomonadida, Apusomonadidae. The coding region runs from base 1 to 1785 and encodes 594 amino acids. The record is from RefSeq and is a predicted model, not a curated record. The transcript has 3 exons.
AUGUACGGGAACUCGCCGAUGCAGCGCCGCCGCUCUUACGUGUACGAGCCCGGAGCACUUAACAUGUACGCUUCGCCGGUCUCGUACUACCCGUCAUCGCCUGUGGUGUACUCGUCGCCGUCGCCGGCUGCGCCCAUGACCUCGUCGUAUCAGCGAGUGAGCGCGUCGCCGUCGCCGUCGCGGCAGGCUGUCGUGUCGACAUCUGCUCUCGAUGUCGACUUUCAUGCUGCGCUCACCACCGGUGUCGCCCGCCGUCAGGAGCACGCCCGCGCCCAGGAGCUGGUGGACAUUCGCGACUCGGUCGUCGAGCUCCUCCGCCAGUUCGAGUCGGACUCCAAAGUCGAGCCCAAGUUUGACGAGUCACCCAUUGUGCAGCAGAUCGACUCAGCGCUCCCGCCCGUGAUCAACGAGGCCCUCAACGAGGACGACAAGCGCCGUGCGGCGUCCGAGCCUGGCCGGUACGAGCAGCUCGAGCAGCUGCGCAACCAGGUCCAGUCCAUGGCCGAGUCGGCCGACCCGGACUUUGCCCAGGUCUUUGACCUCAUCGCCUCUCGCGUCUCGGACGUUCUCAACGUCUACGCCGGAACCCGCAACCAGGACGGCGAGGAGGAGGUUAUGGCUGCGCUCCGCGCACUUGUCCAGGAGCUCGCCACCCUGCAGGCCAUCGAGGUUCCGGACACCCGUGAGCUCAAGGCCAAGGUCCAGGUCACCGACGCAAAGUGCGGCGACUUUGAGGACCGCCGUGGUGUCGUCGACUGGACCGAGGAGCUGACCCAGGCCGAGGGCUCGCUCUACUCGGAGGUCGACACCGCCAUCAACCAGACCGCCCGCCAGGCCAAGCAGUCGGCCGAGCUCCUUGGUGUCCUCCACUCGAUGCGCGCCCUCUCGCUCUCUAUCAACGAGGUCAAGCCCGCCGCCGACCGCGCCCGCAUCCGCGCCGGCCUCGAAUCGGUCCGCACCCAGGAGGCCGAGGAGGAGCGCAAGUUUGAGGCCAUGUCCGCAAACCUCGAGUCUCAGCUUGCCACUGCCAAGUCGGAGCACGACAACCAUGUCCAGACCGUCGCCAAGCUCGAGGAGCACAUCCGUCGCCUCAUGGACGACCUCUCCGACGCCUACCUCGGCGCCCACCGCUCGGCCGCCCGCAUGAACGCCGUCUCGCGCUCCAUCAACCUCCUCGUCAAGAAGCAACGCCUCAACCAGAGCCUCGCCGAGCACGAGGAGGAGGUCGCCCUCCGCCUCCUCCACGACACCGAGGCCCACAUCGACGCUGCCUCCAAGAUCAACGACGUCCUCCGCUCCGCCUCGGAGACCUUCCACGCCGUCCGCGCCCAGCGCGAGUCCAAGGUCGUCACCGAAGUCGUCGACCUCUCCAUCGCCCGCCUCAACCUCAUCAUCCGCAAGUACUUCAAGACCGCCCUCUCCGUCUACGCCGCAGAGUCGUCCGUUGAGAUGCUCGAGCAGGAGCGCGAGGCCCUCCUCAAGAAGAAGGCCCGCUCCAACGCUGCCCAGAAGUUCGCUUGGGUUGCAGACUGCAACAAGGCCCUCGCAGACCUGCAGGGCAAGGUCGAGUACGAGGAGGCCAACAAGGCCCGCGCGAACGACGACCUCCGCGAGCUUGAGGAGCUCUUCGACGAGAUCCACGAGCAGGCCUCCUCCCUCGCCCUCGCCCCCAUCCACGCCACCUGGGUCGCCACCCGUGACGAGCUCAAGCAGAUCGAGGCCCGCCGCCUCUCCCAGGUCGAGCUCGACAACCGCCUCGACGCCGGCUUCCUCUCCCAGAUGUGA